Alternaria ethzedia is the source of this 3165-nucleotide messenger RNA. RefSeq lists its product as uncharacterized. The coding region runs from base 1 to 3165 and encodes 1054 amino acids. The transcript has 2 exons. The record is from RefSeq and is a predicted model, not a curated record. NCBI's taxonomy places the organism in Eukaryota, Fungi, Ascomycota, Dothideomycetes, Pleosporales, Pleosporaceae.
AUGAGCACGAUACUCCACGGCGGCCACGGCGACUUCGGGGCCUGCACCACCCGCCAUGGCGACAAAGCCGCGACGACGCACACCGAGACGAUAGCAGCGAGCCACGCCGCCGCACCAGGAGCCGCCCUCAGCCUGUUCGAGUCCAUCAUCACCUCGUACCCGCCCGUCCUGGAGUCGCUCCUCGCCCAGAUCUCCACCGUUACCCUCCUCGAACUCUACCACACAUCACGGCACUUGCGCCACUUCCUGCAGCAGUACCCCCUCGCAUGGAAGACGCUCUCCUUCCGCCUGCCCCAGCCCGCCGUCGCAGUGGGCUCGCCCGGCAACGAGACGCCUGAGAACCGGGAACGCCAGUCCAAGGCCUACUCGCUGAACGCCCUCCUCAUACAGACCAUACUGCCAAACGGGUCACGAUUGACCAGUCUGGACCUCUGCAACACGGCCGUGGCUGGCGUCUCGCUCAUUGGCGACGUAGUUGGCCCGCGCAAGGACACCCUCCAGCAUCUGUCGGUACGCGGCUGCAAGAACGUCUCCAUCAAGUACCACAUCGUGCCCUUCCUCGAGCCAUACACGCUGAAGGACGCACCCUGGAUAAAGAAGGACCUCGCUCUGAAGAGCCUAUACACCUACCGCUGUCGACACCACCGCCGGCGGCCCUAUCUGCCCUCCUCCCUCAUCCGGCGAGACUCCGAUUCCGACCCUACCCACCAGCUCAUCGAGAUAUGCCAUCAGUUGGGGAUAUGGACAGAUACAGCGUGGUGUCCGACACCGGGCGGCAGGUGCAACCGGAGGAAGGACUACCACGCCGGAAGAGCAGGACCCCAGAACAUGGAAGUCUGGGUACCCUUUGACCGGUUAUGGCGAUCGAGCAACCGCAUUGGCCCGGUGGAAGGCACGACAAAGCUGGGCGAACACGAUGGCAGAUUAUGGGAGAUUGCCGAGACAGGAGAAGAUGGCGAGCCACUCGGCCCCGAAGACGGGAACUCCGCCGGAGAAGGCAAACAUGUCCCGGUGCACGAGCGGAGGAGCCACACUGCCUUUGUUGAAGAGGUCAAAUGCGCGCAAUGCAAUGAUCCUAUCCUGGAGCGAUGCGAGUCGUGCAGUGUCCGCAUGCACUGCAUGGGCUGCAGGAAGACGCUCUGUGCGAGCUGUGCCUUCAACAGGCCAAUACCGAGGAAACGAGUCAAGACACGGCACUUCGCAAACCUGGCUUUUGGCAACAGCAGCACAUUAGGCGGCACACUCGGACACGCGUCAGGGUCUUCUGGACCACUGGAAGACCGGAGUCAAGAGGAAAAGGCCGACCAAAACCGCUUCUGGUGGGCCCCGGGCGCGAGCCGAUCACCGAACCUCAUGAACGAGGGUGCACAGGAUGAUGACGACUCUGAUUCCGAAGACGGGAACAACGGUAUGCCUGUACCACCUGCGAACCGCGAGCCACCAAAACUGAACAUGCAUUGGUGCUGUCUUGAGCCCAUCUUCUCUGGUGGUGGCGGUAUUGCUGUUCUGGGUACUGGACUGGGCGGCCGAGGAGCGGAUAAGAUACGCGCAGCGCCUUUACCUCGCACGAAGGAGUAUGAGGAUCCGGACUUUAGCAACACACUUCGACCCGUGGACUACGUCCGGGAGUUGAAGAACAACGGCCUGUACGAAUAUGUGCUUGGGGAAGAUGUCGAUAUCCUGUCGUACCUGAAGCAGGAUUCGCUUGAUCUGCAACAACAAACAUGUCCAAGAGGGCUAUGUAACGACUGUUAUCGAAGCUUCCGGUGGAAAGUGUCAUGUCGGGCUUGCAAGAAUCCAAUAUGCAAGGAGCAUGAUUUCAGGGCGCUCAAGGUCCGCAAGUGUGGCUAUCGGGACCUACAUACGGAGCGGGACCAUGUGAGGUCACACAACGAGCCGCCACAACGCCUCGUCAUACCCGAGUUCAACCCAAAUAGGGCCAGUACACCGGAUCCUGAACGCACACCCACAGCAUCGUCAUCGCAUCUAGACUUCUACUCCACAGGUGACAAUGAGUCUGAAUCCUCCGAGACACCCAUGUCUCAAUCGCAGAUCAUGGUUGCUCCCCAACACUCGUCAAUCGAUAUGUCGACCACCACAUCCUUCAAUUCCAUUUCCAACCCCGAGCCUUUCCAACUUGCCACCUCGCUAUCGUUUGUUCCCAUCAGCUCUGGGCGUCCGCGCUCCUUCAGUGUGUCCGGCGUUCGCGGUCGACCCACCAGUGCUUGGCCGCCGAAUUCGCAACGCGUUCCCAUCAAUCACCCUGUCACAAAUCCUCUUCCCCUACCGUGCAAUCCGCGGCACCCCGUUCAGUGGAGUGGUUGUGGUGCAUACUUUUGCCAGUACCCGAGACCUGCAGGAGAUGUCCGGCCACAGUGUCCAGCAAUUCUCAAGGAGUGCUCGGAGUGUGCGGUUCUUGUUUGCGAUCAAUGCGCAUCAUCGAAUCCAACUUGCACUUGCACAUUCUGCACUGUCAACUACCACUGCCCGACAUGCACACACAAACCCAACGUUCGCGCCAAAUGCCGGCUUGAGGCGGAGAUCAAACAAAAGAAAGAAGAGCAACUUCGUGCCAUCGCCAAGCAGAGGAAAGACAAGGAAGAGCGCGGGCAAGCAGAUGAGCUGGCUGGACAGAUGUUUGAGUUCUUCACAACAGUCUAUGAUGAGAGCACUGUCAACCCGACCAUGGAUGGCCCCUCAUCAUAUGCACACGAGCUACCCAUCCCGAGCCCGGACUCUAUCACCGUGACAACAGAAUUCGGUGUCAUGGAGGAACCCGCAAACCUGACCACCAUCAGUGCGUCGGGGCCUUCGCCGUACCACGCUGCCUACGACCAUUCUGACGAUGAAGAGAACAACGUCGAGAUGACUGAAGACGUGAACGAGGAGGUCGAAGCACUUCAACAGGGACUGGCACAAAUGCACCUCACCCCCGUGCCCGGCAUGAGCGCUCAUAUACUGCAUCUACCGGUAGACGUCGAGGCUGAACACGUUCAGCAUGACAACGAGGAGGAACAGACCGAGGAAGUCAACGAUACCGGUGCAGAGGCGGAUAUAGACACCGAUGAACUUGACGCAGGUGCCGAAAGCACCUUUGUCGACGAAUCCGGAGACGAUACUCUAGGCGGCGGUAUUCUCACGCCUACAACUACACUCACAGCAUGA